CGAAGACGAGAACAGGUUUUGUUAAUUCACGUUUUCACAACCUUUAGACCACAGGCAAUAGAAAAACAAAAAAAGCAAGAUGUCUACCUCAAAUAAGAACGUCCCAUCGAUUCUGCAGUCCACUGUCAUGGGCGGAACAGCCGCUGUCUUUGCUGUGAAUUUCACCCACCCAAUUGAACUCGUAAAAUCUCGGGUGCAAGUCAACAACAUGGGAGUCAUUCAAACAAUUUCGGAUACAGCUAAGAACGAAGGUAUUGUGGCAUUCUGGAAGGUAAGAAUUGCGUUCCAUCGAGCUAACGGAUGGGAUUCAAUCUAUGGCAUUGCGACGCGGCUUCAUGUCUUUGAAACAAACCGAACAAUUAUACUUACUUUUUGUUUCUUCCUUCAUCGGUGCUCAUCCUGUGUAUUCAGGGACUUCCAUGGGCGUAUUGCAGAGAGGGAAGGUGAGAAGCGCAAAUUUUUGAUUCUCGAUGCGAGCUCAAUACGAGACGAAAAAAUUGCUGUGUUGUGUUCUGUUUCGUUAUUCUAUUCCUUUGAAUAUGCUCCCACUUAAACCGUCGCUCUCGUUUGUUCAUUUUCGCACCAUAGUUACACUGCUAUCCGACUUGGAGGUAAGAACAAAAACUGUUGUUUUGUUCGUACUCUAACUUUUUGGAAUGCUUCGAAACAAAAAAAAUUUCCACUGCUCUAACCAAUUGUUGCUUUGCGUUGGUGAACGUCUUCUCACUUGCCUAUAUUGUUGUAAUCGUUCUUUUCAAAAAAGCCUAUGCUCCCGUAAGAGAUGCAAUCGGUGCCGGUGCACCCGAUUCGCCAGUCUACAUGAAGUUUUUGGCGGGCGCCAUGACCGGGGCGAUCGGAUCGAUAGCCGGGUAAGAAUUCCAAAAAUGAGGUCGCCUUGCAGUGUUAUUUUAUAUUGUGUUGUUCCGUAUAAGAUCGCUCCCGUCGAUUUCACAACUUGACCGCAGCACAGUGUCAAAUCGUAGUGAAAGAGAAUGCCUGUUUCUGAAAAUCUGCGUUCCCGAUCUCAUAUUCAUGCGUGCAUAGCAACCCUUUCGACGUGUUGAAGGUAAGAAAUACAGAAGAGGGACUGCUAAUGGAAUCUUGUUUCAAUUUCUUUACUAAUCUCAAUGCACCGCUUCCGAUCAUAUUCAUGUAUACGACUAUGGUGUAGACCCUGAGCCAGACCAACAAGGGCAAAUCUGUUCCCCUCUCCACACUCGUCGGUCAGAUGUACAAAGACCAGGGAGUGGCGGGUUUUUACCGCGGUGUCGGCGUCAACGUAAUGAGAGCCAUUGUGCUAAACGCAACCAAGAUGGGUGUGUAUGACGUCGCCAAGGGACAGGUAGUAAAGAGCACCGGGUGGACCCGCAAGGAUCCCCGAACGGCGUUUUGCUCUAGUUUCCUCGCCGGUUUCUUCAUGACGUGCACCGUGGCUCCCUUUGAUCGGGUGCGAACCAAGCUCAUGAGUCAACCAACGAACGAGAAACUCUACACCGGUUUGUCCGACUGUUUCGUCAAGACCGUAAGCCAGGAAGGGCCACUGAGUCUAUGGAGAGGUUUUGUACCAAUGUAAGUCAACAAAACGAACAAGAUGAAAUGGUGAUUUGGUUCCAUGUUUAGGACGGCCUGUCGAACACCUUUUUGUGUGCACGUGCAUCUCAUGUUUUCCUGUUUCUUUUUACCAGCUGGGCGCGUUUCGCACCGAUGGCAACCCUGCAGUUGUUGACGAUUGAAUCACUCUAUGCUUUCUUUGGGUUUGACAGUAUUUAAAUUAAUCACAUGCAUUUAC
This is a messenger RNA of Pseudo-nitzschia multistriata, 1789 nucleotides long. The record is from the annotation of a GenBank genome assembly. Lineage: Eukaryota; Bacillariophyta; Bacillariophyceae; Bacillariales; Bacillariaceae.